GAACCAAAUAAAAUUUUAUGAGAUUCGAACUGACUAGAGUCAAACCAAUCCGGUUUUAUUGCCUUAUAAAUUGGCAUGGUUCGUGUGAUUUAACCGAAGCGAAUCUUGAAUUUUUUUGAGAUUCGAGUUGGUUAUACAGUUAAACCGAGUUCGUUAUAUAUAUGCCUUCCCUCCAAAAAAACAGAGCAAACCUAACGAUAAAAGAAGAACCUUUCAAGAAACCCUCUCGAUCAUCGUCGUCUUCUUCUUCUCCGAGAAAUGGCUGGCGAUCUCUUCCGCCGUAACAGACCUUUCAAUCAACUCGAUGGCUUCUACACCGACUGGUCCAGACACCUAACUGAACGCUGCCUCCCUACCUUACGGGAUUUCCCCACCGACGCCAAGAACGAAGCCGUCCUCGGCGACAUACACUCAUACUACGACACUCUAAACCACUACGCCAACAAAAACACGAUCCUCUACUUCCUCUUACCCUCAUGGCGCAGCAACUCGCUCGAGACGCCGAUCCUCCUCCUCGGCGACAUCAAUCCUCGUCUUUUCACCAGCCUUGUCCAGUCUUUCAUCGACGACGUCGGACUCAGUCAAGAUCCGAUCCGCACUUUCAGUACUCUUGCUGCGUGGGAAGACCUGUCGCUCCAGCUCGAGAACACUAUCAACGGAACCGUCUCGCGUCUGCUAGAUGAGACGAGGGAAGCGCAGGACGGUUUUAUAAGACGUUUCUCGGAUAAGUGGGUAUCGUCGUUUCGUGGUUCUCAGAGUGGAACGGUGAUAAUGGAGACGGCGACUUCAGUGACGACGGAUGAGGAGGGUGGUGGUGCGGCGAUCAUGGAGGAGCUUGUGAGAAUCUUCCGUGAAGCGAAUCAACUGAGGAAGAGUGUGAUCACCGACAUUGCUGGAGUGUUGAACAUGAAUCAAAAGGUUCUGUUUCUUGAAAGCGUGUGCAAGCUUCUUUCAGGGUUUAAACAUCAGGAUAAGGCUUUUCAGAAUUCUCUAUUUGGUUAUAAUCUCAUUAACCAGCAGCUUCCACCAGAUGAUGACAAUCUCUUCAAGCCUCUUCAUCCAUCCGAAGAAGUUAAUGCACACCCUAAUUAUCCUCGGCCCAUGGUGCAGAACUAUGCACCUCCGUUUCCACCAGAUGCCCACCAGUUCUUCCGGCCUUUUGCUCCAUCCGGUGAGGUUAUUGACGCACACCAGAAUUUUCAUCCGCCCAUGAUGGAGCAGCAGUAUGCACCUCUGCCUCCACCACCACCGCCCAUGGCCCAGCACCAGCAGCAUGCACCUGAAGAGGAUCACGUUAUAUAUAUUGGGAACUUGGCCCCAUGGGCCACGGCUGGUUUGCUAUACCAGAGGUUUAGUUGUUAUCCUUCGGUUAGGAUAGCAAAGAUUUGCGGUGACGAAACAGGUAGUUACGGAUAUGGUUUUGUUAGCUUUGCAGAUGAAAGGGAGAAAACGCAUGCUAUGAAGGCAAUGAACCGUCAAAUCUUUUUAGAUAGGGAAAUGUAUGUUGGUCUUGCAGCCAAGAACUCUAUCUAGUAGUCCCACUUUCCUUCACUAUAAACUUGGGAGUAGUUUCUAGAGUCUCUUUGUUUUUGUACUUGUC
Messenger RNA from Brassica napus (rape), 1600 nucleotides. RefSeq names its product protein INAPERTURATE POLLEN1. The record is from RefSeq and is a predicted model, not a curated record. Gene Ontology annotation, molecular function: sequence-specific DNA binding; mRNA binding. The transcript has 2 exons. NCBI's taxonomy places the organism in Eukaryota, Viridiplantae, Streptophyta, Magnoliopsida, Brassicales, Brassicaceae. Gene Ontology annotation, cellular component: cytosol. Bases 259 to 1533 code for a protein of 424 amino acids. Gene Ontology annotation, biological process: DNA-templated transcription.